ACUUUUAUUUACGUCAAAUUAAGUUGGAAUUGAAGACGAAAGCUGUCAAAAUUGAAAUGCAAACAUUAUCCUGUAUUGUUCGAGCAAGUACUUUUAGGGAAUAAACGAAUCAUUGAUUAUCAAAUGUAAUAUUUAAUUCUUUGAAACGAUAUAUCUUUACUGCGAUAUUAAAAGUUUCACGUGAAAACCAUGUAUACGUAGCACAGUUAUUGCCAUUGAUGUUGAUAUAGUAGAUUGAACUGACAUGAUACUAUCUUUGAAUGAACAUAUUUGAAUUGGUUCAUUGUGUGACUUUUUUGUAUUAUACAUAAUUUUAUUUCUUGAAUUGACUUCUUUUAAAGCAAAUAAAUAAAUGAAUAAAUAUAGUUGAAGAUGAAAAUUAUUGUAACUAGAAUUGGAAUAUAACAUGUUAUAAGAUGAUCGUACAAUUUUUAUUUGUUAAAAGAUAUUUCAAUUUUUUAAUAAUAUAUUUACAUAUUUAAAAUAUGAAUUGAAAUGAAACAUUAGAAUAAAACAUAUAAUUGUCUAAUUACAGCAUAAUUUCUACGAUAUUUUAUUCGUAUUUUAUAAUCACCAUAUAUAUAAAAUCUAGUUACUUUUACGUUAAGAAUAAAUAUAACCAUACAUACCACAAUAUUAGUUUACAUGUGAAGUAGGAUACUGUUGCUUACAUCCUUUAAUUUGCAAGGAAUUACGAUAUUUCUAUUUUCAAUGAUUUGAUUCAAGGGGAGAACACUUUUAAUUUGUAGAAAAUGGUACGGUAUUAUCAAACAUAAAACAAAUAACAAUUAAUAACCUAAAAUUAGUUUUAUAGGUGAGAAGUUCCUACAAAUCAAUUUUAUUUAAUUUAGCUUCAAAGAAAAUUUUUAUAAUUGCAUUUAAGUACUUAAAAUUUUUAAUCCUUUUUUAUUUUAUACUUGGUAAUAUAUAAGAAUUGUAAUAUAUUGAAUCAAAUUUGUCAAAAUAUAAUUCAAAAAUAAUUGCAUACUUUUAUAAUUUUUAAUGAUAUACUUAUAUGUAAUUCCAUACGUACAUAUUAACAUACUUAAUUAUUUUUAAAUUUAAUUCAUUAUAUAUUAUAAUACAUUGCAGGCUUCAAAUGAUGGUAUACCUCCACCUACUGCGGUGCCAGGGUUUCCACCGGCAACUCCAAACAUUGCUUCUAGUUUUGUACCACCUAUUAUGCCUACUGCACCAUUUAUUCCUCCUCCUAGUUUACCACCUGGUCCGCCUGGUAUAAUGCCUCCACAGUUUUCUAUACCUCCACCUGGUUUUAGUUUCCCAAUUAGUGCUGCUCCUCCACCUGAUGCUGGAGUCAUAGCUGCACCUCCUCAAAUAACAGCGUCAGGUAUUCCUCCUCCAGCACCUAUAGCAAGUGAAGCCACAUCAGGUGUUCAAUCCAUUGCAACAACAGAAAAAAAGACUGAUUGGACUGAACAUAAGGCUCCUGAUGGAAGAACAUAUUAUUAUAAUAGUGUUACGAAACAAUCUUUGUGGGAAAAGCCAGACGAGCUAAAAACACCUAGCGAAUUGCUUUUAUCGCAGUGUCCUUGGAAAGAAUAUAAGUCAGAAAAUGGAAAAGUAUAUUACCAUAAUGUAACAACUAAGGAAUCUAGAUGGACUAUUCCUACAGAACUAGAAGAAUUAAAAGCAAGAAUUACAGCUGAAGAAGCUGCAGCUGCAGCUGCAGCAGUUGUUGCAAGUGCUACAAAUACUAUAGUUCCUGCAGGUAUUCAACAUUUAUCUCCAAACGUUGCAAUUACUAAUACAUCUCAAACUAGUACACCAGAACCAGGUGGGAAGUCUGCAAUUGAACAAGCUAUGGCUGCAACUCUUGCAGCGAUAAAUAUUCCUACACCACCUGCAAAACCAGAUGAAGACAGCAAUUCUGCAAAAGGAUCAGCAAAUGAUAGUCGUACCAGUACUCCUGAACCAAAAAUGCAAUUUAAAGAUAAGAAAGAGGCAAUUGAAGCAUUUAAAGAAUUGUUAAGGGAAAGAGAUGUACCAUCGAAUGCUACAUGGGAACAGGCAGUAAAAUUAAUUCAAAAUGAUCCUAGAUAUCCACAAAUGAAGAAACUAAAUGAACGUAAACAAGCAUUCAAUGCAUAUAAGACACAGAAACUUAAAGAAGAACGCGAACAAGAAAGAUUAAGAUUGAAGAAAGCCAAAGAAGAUCUGGAACAAUUUUUAUUAGAAAAUGAUAGAAUGACAAGUACAACAAAGUAUUAUAAAUGUGAAGAAAUGUAUGGUAAUUUAGAAGUGUGGAGAGCUGUUGGUGAUUCAGAUCGCCGUGACAUUUAUGAGGAUGUUGUUUUUAAUUUGGCCAAACGUGAGAAAGAAGAAGCAAAACAAUUAAAAAAGAGAAACACUAAACGAUUAGCUCAAGUUCUAGAUACUAUGACCGACGUUACAUACAGAACUACUUGGCAGGAAGCACAAGCAUUGCUCUUACAACAUGCAGCGUUUGCAGAAGAUGCAGAUUUGUUAGAAAUGGAUAAAGAAGAUGCAUUACUUGUUUUUGAAAAUCAUAUACGUCAACUAGAAAAGGACGAAGAAGAAGAGAAAGAGCACGAGAAAAAACGUAGAAAAAGACAAGAACGAAAAAAUAGAGAUGCAUUUAUAAGUUUAUUGGACGAACUUCAUGAACAAGGAAAAUUAACAUCAAUGUCAUUGUGGGUAGAACUUUACCCAAUGCUAUCUGCUGAUUUAAGAUUUUCAGCUAUGCUUGGACAAUCUGGAUCAACUCCAUUAGACCUUUUUAAAUUUUAUGUUGAAGAUUUGAAAUCUAGAUUUCACGAUGAAAAGAAAAUUAUAAGAGAAAUUUUAAAAGAUAAGAAUUUUGAAGUGCAAGUUAAUACUACUUUUGAAGAGUUUGCUACCGUUGUAUGUGAGGAUCGAAAAUCUGCAACAUUAGAUGCAGGUAAUGUAAAACUGACGUACAAUUUACUACUUGAAAAAGCUGAAGCUCGGGAGAAGGAACGUGUGAAAGAAGAAACUAGAAAGUUCAAGAAAUUAGAAACUGGCUUUAAAAAUUUACUGAAAACUCUUAACGUUGAUUAUCAAAUGACGUGGGAAGAUGUGAGAAGCAAGAUUGAAGAAGAACCAGACUUCAAAGCAAUAACAUUAGAAAGCGAGAGAGUUAGAAUUUUUAAGGAAUAUCAACAUGAACUUGAAGAAAGUUGUAGUCAUCAUCAUAUUAGAAGUAAAAAAAAGAAAACAAAAAAGGUGAAACGGAAGUCACGUUCACGAUCACAUAGUGAAUCUGAAGGUAGUGAUAAAGGUUUAAAGAAAAAAAGACAUAAAUCAAGAUCACCAAGUGUUCCCAGCAAAUCAGACAGUUCCGAGUCUGAUACUAGAAAAUCAAAAAAAAAGAAGAGCAAAAAAAAGAGAGGCCGUAGUCAUUCUCGAUCGCAUUCGAGACUUCCAUCUUCCGAAGAAUCACCGGAAAGAAAACGGAAAGAAGAGAAACAUAGAAGAGCUUCUGCUCAUAGUGAAGGCUCUAUUACUGAAAAUGCUGAACAUCAUGAACUUUCAGAGGAUGAAUUGGAAAAGCAAAGAGCACAAUUACUUCGCGAAUUACAAAUGCAGCAAGAAGAUAAUUGAAUAGAAUCUAAUAUUUUAUGUAAUAGAUAAUGGCAAUAUUAAAUUAAAUGUAAUUUGUAUAAAUCGAAUUAUUCUUUUAUUUCAUUAAUGUAUUGAUUGCAAAACAUUUUCUUAUAACUUACACAAGAUGGACAGGAAAAACGGAUUAGUUGAAACAGGCCUGUGGUAUGUAAUAAAUCAUAAAUUUAUGAAACUACAUCCUUUUAUAUCACGUGAAAUUAACAUUCUGAUUACAUAUUUUUCUAAGGAUAAUUUUUACGAUACAUUGUUUCAAGAUCUU
This is a messenger RNA of Heterotrigona itama, 3883 nucleotides long. Lineage: Eukaryota; Metazoa; Arthropoda; Insecta; Hymenoptera; Apidae. The record is from the annotation of a GenBank genome assembly.